This is a messenger RNA of Colletotrichum acutatum, 1518 nucleotides long. RefSeq lists its product as uncharacterized. The record is from RefSeq and is a predicted model, not a curated record. Bases 1 to 1518 code for a protein of 505 amino acids. NCBI's taxonomy places the organism in Eukaryota, Fungi, Ascomycota, Sordariomycetes, Glomerellales, Glomerellaceae. The transcript is spliced from 2 exons.
AUGGGUCCGCGAGUACUGCCAGUCGAAGGUUUUGUGGCGUACGAAAAUCCAAACGAACAGCGGCACGAAUUCGCAGACCAGGCAGUCAAGUUCAGCAGCGCGUAUCUGUCACCAGAAACAGCAUGUUUUCGUCUCACUUUUACCAUCCUGGGUGGCGAGCACAACAAAAUUCCCAUAUAUCUGCAAAUUGCAUCUGACAAUCUCGACUCGUUCCGUUAUGAGACCUGCAGACUGAAGGAUGGAGGCUCACCUCACCUUGACGAAGUGCGCAGUCGGCUGGGCCGCAAGGGCGGCAGGGGCGACCUAACUCACCUUCGAUUCGUCUUGCGCAAUGGCGUCCACGUACAGCGCAUUGUACCCCAUAAUCUUCCCGACUACGAGGCUCUCGACGACCCAUCUCGACAUGUCCUUGACACUGUUGCAUCGAUCGCGGCCUCUCCGUCAUUCUCCUUAUACAUUCCAGCCAAUCGACUAUCCAGGAAAUUGCUUAACGUUUGCGUUGAAGCUGUUCAGCGAUGUUCGGUGUCAACAAAUGAAGAAUUUCUGUCGUAUCAACGAGCGCUGCAACUGCAGAGGCUGUACGGUGGCGACGGUGGCCGGAUGCUUGCCGUCCAUGAUGACGACGCUGCCGUCGAUCGUGAUACAGCCGUCAACAACCACGAUAGUAGCUCUCGGCAAGAGACCGAUUCGUGCGCGACAUUGGGCUUCGACGUUGUUCCGCGUGAUCAGAACUCUCCUCCGCGGUAUGACGAGGGCUCAGUCGAUGUGAAGAAACCCAUGGCGAAGCUGGCUGACACGGCCAACGUCGACAACUCCGUUAUUGACUGUCCGCCGCCGGAGUAUGGUGACAUCGAACAGGCUCGCGACACGCCGAUGGCUCUCAAGCGCGUGCGCCAAUGGGUGGAUGAGGAUGGGUCUCCGCACCCAAGUCCCAAACGAGCGUUUUCACUGGGUUCACGUGUCGCGAUAUCUGCCUCGGCUUCAGCAACGAACGUGCGACGACUUGAUGCAAAAGAGAGACUCGAACUUGACAAUGCGGAUGUCGAAAGCUACAUACUGCUGCAUGACUUAUCACGUCGGAUCAAGCGAUUACAAGAAAAGGUCGAACAAUUGCAACAGCAGAAUACGAAUUCUGAGAAACGUCAAAGCGAAGUGGAAGAUAUUUGUGAUGGGUUGAAGCAUCAACAAGAUCUGGUCAAGGACGAGCUGGGGAAUUUCGAUGUCCAGAUCGAUGAGCUGGGAGGGAAACUUGGCGAGAUUGAGAAGCAAAUGCCAUACGAUCUGGAGGAGUUGGAGGACUUGAUGAGACACACGAUUCGGGACAUGCUGCAAGAGGACAUCGUGCGAGACCUAAUUGCCGAUGUGGUCGAGGAACAGACGGAUGACCUGGUAAGCGACUACGUGGGUAGAGAUGGCGAAGUCAACUUGCCUGGACCAGUGAGAGCAUAUUUGUGUAAGAUCGUCGCGGACCAGGCAGCCACGAUGAAGGCGAAAAUAUGCCAGGCUCUACGAGAGUGA